Molecule: messenger RNA, 738 nt
Organism: Raphanus sativus (radish)
Lineage: Eukaryota; Viridiplantae; Streptophyta; Magnoliopsida; Brassicales; Brassicaceae
Exons: 1
Coding region: 35-577 (180 amino acids)
Molecular function (GO): zinc ion binding
Source: RefSeq, a predicted model, not a curated record
UGGUUCUGUUUGUUUUUUACAGGUUAGGGCAGCAAUGGGAGUUGAUUACAGCUAUACACAGCCAUCAGAAUCCGAGCAUUAUGAUGGGAACACAGAAGAGAGUGCCUACAGUGAAACAGAUGAGCUGAUUCGUCUUGAUCAAGCAGAGCUAAGCUACAAUUGCCCUGAGCCGCACCAGUACCCUCCACAACCGGAGGUGGAAUUCGGAUUCCCCCAGAAGUGCUACUGUGGUGGUGAUCCUCUUCUGGAAACCUGUUACACCCGAAAUGAUCCCGGUAGAAGAUUUUACACUUGUGAGAAUAGGGAUGAUGGCGACUGUCAUGUUUGGAAGUGGUGGGAUGUUGCGGUUAUGGAGGAGAUGAGAGCAAUGGAUGGACAGACGCGUGAACUGGCUCAAAAGGUUGAUUCUCUUACCCAAAUGAGUGACCAUGAAACAGAGCAGAAGCUGGCUAACCUAGAGAUGAUUGUUUCUGAGCUAGGUAACAAGAACCAGAGGUUAACCAAUCGCUUUGAAAUGGUUCUUGCUGCAGUGGGAUUUCUUUUAGUGGUAAUAGGUAUGGUUCUAAUGUUUAAGUAAGUCCAUCGUCAAACAUGGUUGUAAUGUAAUGUUUUUAGUGGGAUUUCUUGUAUUAUUAUGGCCUUCUUUCUCUCUUGUAUUAUUAUGGCACUCUUUCUAGAUUAUCAGAACUUUGUAUUAUUAUUAUCAAUGCAGAACUUUGUAUUAUUAUUAUGGCAGUC